This is a messenger RNA of Musa acuminata subsp. malaccensis (wild Malaysian banana), 717 nucleotides long. The record is from RefSeq and is a predicted model, not a curated record. NCBI's taxonomy places the organism in Eukaryota, Viridiplantae, Streptophyta, Magnoliopsida, Zingiberales, Musaceae.
UGGGCUCCCGUAAAUAAACCCCCCUCUGCCUACAAGACGCGCCACCGAUCUGACCUAUUAAUCACCAGUCACUUGCCUCUCCGUAGCACCAAAACUGCGUCGCGGCCCUCGCUCCCACUAUCGCAAGAAAUGGCCUUCCCUUGGCUUAAACCCCGAAACCAAAACCCUCCGCCAUCAAUCCCCGCCAAACCGAACCCCUUCCUCUUCACAAUCCAAUCUCACCUCAACGCCUUCUCGGAUGCCUCUUCUUCCCUCAAAGCCCACCUCGAUUCCGCCGUCGAAACCCUUCGAAACCGUGCGCGACGGGCCGUCCUAUCUGGCCAUCCCCACUUGCCCUCGCCGCCACCCGGACCGCCCCCACUUCCCUGGGCCCGUAUCUCCCCAGCCGGAUGCAGCGGCGUCCGGCGGUUCGACCUCGCCAUGUCGACGGAGGUCAUGGAGGAGCGGCUCGCCGGGGUGCCCGUUUACGCCCUCAGCAACGCCGCGGAGGAGUUCGUGCUCGUUUCCGGUGUUCGCACUGGGAAGAGCCUGGGACUUUUCUGCUUCAAGAAGGAGGACGCCGAGGCUCUGCUGGAGCAGAUGAGGUCCAUGAAUCGGGACAUGCGGGAAGGGUCGAAGGUGGUCGCCGUUGCCCUCAAUAAGGUUUUUCAGCUUAAGGUUGAUGGAGUUGCCUUCAGAUUUGUGCCAGAUUCAUCACAAGUUGCAAAUGCGAUAAAG